Messenger RNA from Mizuhopecten yessoensis (Yesso scallop), 6951 nucleotides. RefSeq names its product orexin receptor type 1-like. Gene Ontology annotation, molecular function: G protein-coupled peptide receptor activity. The transcript has 3 exons. Bases 306 to 1526 code for a protein of 406 amino acids. Gene Ontology annotation, biological process: neuropeptide signaling pathway. NCBI's taxonomy places the organism in Eukaryota, Metazoa, Mollusca, Bivalvia, Pectinida, Pectinidae. Gene Ontology annotation, cellular component: membrane. The record is from RefSeq and is a predicted model, not a curated record.
UGCGCGCGUGGUGUAAGAGUUGAUUCGCUUUGGUUCUGUAUUUUGUAGUGUUGGGUGACCUGGUGACCAAAGAUCUGCGCUCGAGCUUUGUAUCGUUAAGAAACACUGUAUAAUAGACAGUUUUUGGAUAAGGAUAUAUUUUCUGGAUCAAGAUUCGUUUGCAGGCACACUUUUACGGAGAGUAUUCCAGAAAAUGCACUUGUGACCAGAUUGUACCGGCAGGUGAAUUCGUUUAAAAGAUAAAGCAACGGCAACAAGAACAACAAUUGAAAGUUAGAACUUCACAAGCGCAAAGACACCUGAAGAUGUCGGAAGAAGAGGAAACGGUCUCCAAAGAGCAGCUGUAUACAGCAAUAGGAAUGUUGGCGGUUUUUUCCGUUGUUGGCGUCAUCGGCAACGCUCUUGUUCUGUACGUAUUUUCAAAUUUCAAACAGAAACUGACUUCGACUAUCUUCAUUCUAACAUUAGCCGGAACGGACUUCAUCACCUGCUUAAUCACCAUACCGUAUACCAUAGUGGUAGAGAUCCUAGAAUAUUCAUUAUAUUAUAACAUUGUGUGUCAAAUCUAUCAGUUUUUGAUUACGACAACGGUCCCGUUUUCGGCUUUUGUUAUGGUAGCCAUUGCCGUAGACCGGUAUUUAUGCAUCUGUCAUCCGUUCCGGCACGCUAUGACGAUCCGAAGGGCGGAGUACAUCGUCGCUGUCUUAUGCGCCCUUGCGGUCAUGCUCGGAAUAUUGUGUUGUUUGAACUACGGAGUAUUGGAUAUGUAUGCGGAUAUUCCAGUUUCUAAUUCUUCGUCCAAGAACGGUACAACAAUGUACAACAGUUCUACAUUGUUAUCUGGCCAUUUCGCUACAGGGAAUGCGAUUCACAAUGCCACCAACUUCACAUAUGACCAACCAGUGCUAACGGAACGUGUCCUGAUACAAGCUGGAGUGUGUAUGCCCAUUAGCAUGGACAACCCAUUUUUCCAUGUCUAUCAGAAGAUUUAUUCAAGUUUCUUCGCAAUUUGUGCAGUCAUCGUCAUGGUCCUUUACGCUAUUAUCUACCGUUCUGUGUUGGCAAGGCGACGACAAAGGUUAAAGAUCGUCACCAACAAAUGCUGUGGUUUCUGGAAUGCUAUUCCGAACGAGACUGAAACCACAGAAAUAUCUACAUUAACAAACGUAUCUGAUGUUCCUGACGUAGAAAAACAUGACAAAUCUGUACAAAAGAAUGGAACGAAUUCGUCCACGCCACAACCGGGUGAAAAAGAUGUUAUAAUUCGCCCAAGCAAUGUGUCCAGGGCAAAACUUGAAAAAAUGAAAUUAGCUAAUAUAAAAACUGCGUUUAUGCUUUCGAUUGUAACUCUUGUUUUUAUUGUAGCGUUCCUGCCUUCGUGGCUAGUGGCUUUGCGAGUUUUCAAAAUGAAUGUGGUUGUUUUCUACAUGUACUUCUCAUACAAUGUGGCUAAUCCCGUUAUCUAUGCUUUCAUGAACAACACGUUCAAAGCUCAGCUGAAAGAGCUGUUCAAGUGUAAGUCUUAACAGUGAAAAUCCAUCUCGUCAAAGACAACAACAACUUGUAAUACACAAGAUAAUAAGAUCCUUAAAAUGCCCGCCAUUACUGUAAUAUGGCGUGUGUACAUAAUUCACAGUAACCAUCGAGGACAUGUCUUGUAGAUUGUCUGAAGGCGCUGGAAUGUUUUGAAUGUUUAGCGGAAAUGGAUUAAAUUCUGAAAAUGUACCAGUAAUACAUGAAUGCAUAUCCGAAAAGGUUUUUCAGACGUUUCUAUAAAAAAAACGUUACACAAAAAUGACCUAAUGGACUCUACUUUUUCCUCGUUAGGUUUUUAUCAUUGUUACAAUUAUGUUACAUUUCAUUUUUCUAUAAUAUUUUCACUGCAACUUUCAGUCAUGCAUGCUUUGAGAAAAAGUUCAAACGGGAAAGGAUAUAACCGUUUCCUUCAUGCGUUUUUUUUUUUGUUCUUUCGAUCGUUAAUUUAUAAUAAACUCCCGUGGAUUAUAUAUAUAGGGGUUGAUGCAAUCGAGUCACUCACUGAUUUAACAUGAGAAUAACAUGUAGACCAAAGAUUAUAUUAGAAAAUAUUUGCCAAAAUGUAUGAAACAUUUUCUCGUAACACACUCGUUUGUCUGACGUGUUUUUUGGCCCGAUUGUCUAUAGUCUCGCAUUGUGACUGGCAGACAUCCCACACUAUCUUUGUCAUUACAAAUGAACUUAUAUUUUUUCUGAUAUUUGAGUUAAUUCAUAUGAUCAUCUUAUAAUCCGUGGGUCAUCGUAAAUCCGGACCAGAUACGCAGUUAAUUUGGAAGCUGAACAGAAACAUAUUAUUAUGUAAUUAUUAUUGAAAAAACUGACCGGAUUUAUGGGAUUUCAUUUAUCAUUUUUAUCUGCUUUCUCACUCUUCCUCUAUAUGCGCCUAAUUAAGAGCUUUCUGGGAAUGGCACUUUUGAAAAUAGGUUUUGCGCAAGUCUUAAUCUCCUACGAUACUCCAUUGGUUACGCCCACUUGCGUCCUCUGCACAGAGCGUAAGUGAGCGUGACCCCUGGAGUAGCGAUGAUGGUCGUAAUGGGCUAUUUUAGAAGUGUAUACAAUAAUUUUGAGCAUAAUUGUAAUGUAGCAUAGGAAAAAUAUGUUAAAUAUGACCAUAUGUUAUCGUGAAAAAUAUUGUAAAUCGCUGAUAUAUUGCUAGUUUGCAAAUAAAAUCAACUGCGAUUUAAUAUUGAUUCAAAGACAUUUCUAAAUGUAUAUUUUCCGUUGUAAGUCGGUUUCAAGAAUUAAUAUUAGGUUAGGUUCAUAGGGUUUUGUAUCCUUUUAACAGGUAAGGUAUUUAAAGGCCGUGCCCAAUGCGUGAAAUAAAUGCGUUUAUGUUUGAGGCAUUUUUGUACAUUAAAAAUUCUCGGACGAAACAGUCGUUGUUGAAUGAAAGGUAGCAUUCCUGAUUUUUUUUUAUUUCAUAGUAGUUUCAAAAGGUGUGUUCUCAUGUUUUGUAUUAACAAUUAUUUUCAUGUUCUUGUAAUACAGCAUACUAGACGUAAUUGAAAUCUUUAAACGUAACGGAACCUCGCAGUGUUGUGAUCGCCGCAAUAGUGCGGACAUAGUAUCGUUUUGAAAGAAAAUAUUAGCUCUCAAUCGUGAAGGCAAUAUGAAUUUUGUACUGAAGCAGAAGAUGGUACGUUUUAAAGAUUUAUUUUAGGAAAAUACAAUUCUUAAUUAGUUAAAGCCUGAAACGGACACUUCUAAGAGAGGGUGUUUGCUCUCGUGUGCUUUUUUUGUAUUACAAGAUCUACCUAUUGUUUUAUUAUGUCAGUGCUUGCAAUCCACUGUUUGAUUUUAUUCCAUGUUUUUUUUACAGCUUAACGGAAUGUUUUCCUUUUGUAUUUUUUAGUCGAGAUCUUGCUAAUACGUAUACAUCUUUAUUAUGCUCAGCAGGUAUUUGCAAAAUUCAUAAAAUGAGAGGAACAUAUAUAUAACAUUAUGUAAACAAUGCUGUUGCAUCAUUUUGACAUUGUUAUAAGGGACCAGAAAUCCCUUUUAGCUAUAUUGAUAUAUUGAUAAUAUAUGCUUCUAAUCUUGAAUGUACAGAAUUUGCAUGAUGGUGAAGUUAUAAUGAAUUUGACACCCGCUUCAUCUCAUUUCAUGUUUAAACUUUUUUCUCUAAAAUACCUACAUCAUAGAUAGAACACGUGACGGCAUGUGCUAUUUAAAAUGAUUUACUUCUGUACUACCUUACAUAAGUCUAACGAAGAUCGGUGAAUGUACGUGCGUUCAGCUGAUGAAACAGAAGAAGUACGAGAGUAUCCCGAGUUUUUUUCUUGUUUGAUUACAUGAUUCUUUUUAUGGAAAUAUAUUCUCUAUGAUGUUUCUUUUAGUGUUUUCCAGCAGCCAACAUGUAUUUUGCUUUACACCACCUCAUUCUAAUAUCUUGUUUGUUCCUUAGUUUCAAAGAUUAAUAUUAUUCUAUGAAUAUGAUAUAAAAACAAAAAGUGUAAGAACAAUGAGACUUAAAAUAAUUAUUAUUCUUUUUCACAACAAUGUUUUUUUAACUUUAGAACUCAAAUUGGUUUAUUUAUAAGUACAGUCAAUCUACGGAUAUUUCCGGACCUGUUGCCUUUUUUACAACUUAUCAUCGCGAACAAGUUACUACCUACAAUAUAAUCCGUUCUGCUUUUGGUGUUGAUUUGAUACUCACAAGUUUGAUUUUGUAAAAAGGAUUAAUGAAAUGUGAAUAAUUCAAAACAGUCAUUACCUAAAUGUAGAUAUAGUAAUCUAUACCCACAUAGUUUGGAAAUUGAGGGGAUAUCGGUUUCCAAUUUAAACUGAAAAUUACAUUGCAUGAAUAUUUAAGUCAUAUUAGCAGACAAUACAUUAUAAGCAAGCGUACUGCAGGGUGGAACAAUAUACGCCCUUUCAAUGCCGAUCUAACCUAUUUAAUAAUCUUAUGAUGCAUCAUUGUAACUAUUCCGGAAAAACGAUGAAAGAAAAAACACAUGACAUACUGCACCUGACCAACUUAAGGCAUAAAUACAUUUCACGUAUCCUUUAUAACAUAUAGAAAAUAUUUGCAUAGGAAUUGUCUCACUUUGUACAUAUUUCAAACCAAAUUAAAAAUGCCAAUAAUUAAUUCACCUUACACCUUUAAAACUAAAGGUAUUUUUAUUGUCUUUUAAUUACUGGGAGAUUUAUAAGACGAUGUGUUAAUAUUGACAAAAUCUCAUCAGAAUCCUGUGAUAUUUGACAUAGUUGCUUUGCGGAAACUGCUGAUCAAUCAGAUAGAAGCUUACUAAUAAAUUAUGCGCAGGUUUUACUCAUCUUUGUGCUUAGUCACUGAUAUUGUAUAAAAAAAAUAUUGACCAAGUUUCAUCAGAAUCCAGUCAUAUUUGACAAAGAAACUCAGAAACUCAACCAAUCAGACCACCUUAUGCAUAUUAUUUUGACUGGAUUUCGCUCGACUAAACUUAAAAUCAGUCUUCAAAGUCAUCGAAAUCGACAACUUUAUUUUAGAAAUCGACUAUUCAGAUCACUGACCGCUAACUCGUUAUGCGCGCAUUUUGCUCAACAUUCAAUUUAGCGUCGGUCUUUGUCAAAAUGUUAAUGCAUACCGAAUUCCAUCUAAAUCGAACGAUAUAUAAACUAGUGAUCUUGCGGAAACGUAAGCUUUGACGGUCGGACGGACGCUCCAAAUGCCACAAUACGGCAACAACACGACUACUGUUAGAUGUUCAGUUGUGUAACCGCAGACCGUACCAUUACCGUUCAUACAUCGAGCGCACAACAUUUCCUUAACUGUGCGAAUUAAUAGUCGCUCGCCCUGAUCUUGUUGUCCGACAAGGUAAAAUCAGUGGAUCGAUUUUACGGUAUGAAAAACAUCCGAAAGGUUCAUUUGAAAAAACAAAUUGCAUCGCAUACAUAUUCUUUAUCAAAUUGGUAUAUUUUACACUUCAUAUUAAUUCUUCAAUGCAUGUAACACGUUAAUGCAGUGACCGUAAAGUUGUCAAUAAAGGGGACGUGUCAGGUACAGUAGAAGUAAACGUACGUAGUGAAAUUCAUGAAAUUAAUCGCCAACUAAACUUCUGUAAUGCUUUGUAUGGAGAUUGCACACCUUCUCUACGGUUUAGUAGUCAUAUCAGGAAUGGUAUUUAUUCAUAGGUCAUUCCUUUUUCGUAAAAAAUAUCGCACAGUUGUGCGCACACAGGACCUCGUGUAACGUUGUGCAACCCCACAAAUAAAUCAAAUUAAGUAAAUUAAAAUUGCAUUAGAGUGUCACGAUAUGUCAAUUAAUUCAGGUAAAAUAGUAAUUGUAUGAUUUACAUUUUGUGGCGAGAACAUCUUUUUGUAAGGAGAUGGAUGUCACAGAAUGGUAGCAUACAUCUUUAACUAGCCUAGAAUGUGUAUAUAAUUAUAAUACUCUUAACACGAUAAAGAUAUUUCAAAGUUCCGCAAACGUCAUGAUACUUUAAGUCGUUGAUAUUUAAAAAGUAAUUCAAACUGAAAACAGUUGUAUUUUUUUAUAUGCAGGAACUAUUUAAUUAUAAUCUAUAAAAUCGAAUUUCAUCUUAACAUUCAUAUUAGGCUUCCUCAAUAUUCCAAUGGUGAAAACAAAUUUAGCACUUUCUAUUUUUUUUAUGUAUGAAGGUGAAUUACAUUGACAGCGAAUAUUGCUUAGUAAACUACUUAAUCCUUAUAUGUAAAGGGCGACAUUUAGACUUGACAAAUAUGAAUGUUGUCAGUAAAAAGGGAAAGUCGGACUUUCAAUACAAUAUUUCAGUAUAUUAUAAAUGAAUAAUAGAUCGCACGACUUUACUUACUGGUAAAGUAAUUUGGAUGUCUUGUUUAAUUUCCAGUAUUCGUACAAUACGUCUUUGUUGCAUAUCCUUAUACAUUAACAUAUAAUAUCUCUCUGACGUUAGCACUCAUUUUUACAGCCGUUCACACAAGAUCAAAACAAUAUUUUCCAAAGUUUGAUUACGUGAUAAAUGAUAAGGCAAAUAUUUUCAUUUAAUGAAUAAAUAUAUCUAUCGAUACACACUUACCAUGUUAUUAUGGAUGAGAAAAUAUAUAUAUUAUGCGCUACCCCAAAUUGAUGUCCCGGUCCAGUUUGUUUACAGUCUCAGUUAAAUAAAAUCUAAGAUAACUGAAAAGUUUAUUUGUAAAAUCGAUAUAACGGAGUAUGUCUAAAUGUGUAAGUUUUGUUUUAAACAGAUUUGUAACAUAUACGAUACAUCGCAAAAAUGUCAAUAUAACAUUGCACAACCUCAUAUAGCCUUAUAGUUUAUAAACAACUGUGUCUUUGCUAUAAACCUAUAAAUACCACGCACCGUGAAUGGUAUUUUGUAAUUUACCUUGUUUCAUUAGUUUUUCUUCUUGACAAAAACAUCACAUAGUUUGCCCUUAUGUAAGCUGUAUGAUAUAUAUAUAUAUACGUUUUAUGAAGGUGAAAUAUAUAUACGU